Myripristis murdjan (pinecone soldierfish) is the source of this 5675-nucleotide messenger RNA. It is a transcript of the gene ephb4a, whose product is annotated as eph receptor B4a. Lineage: Eukaryota; Metazoa; Chordata; Actinopteri; Holocentriformes; Holocentridae. Gene Ontology annotation, molecular function: transmembrane-ephrin receptor activity; protein binding; ATP binding. Gene Ontology annotation, biological process: axon guidance; protein phosphorylation; ephrin receptor signaling pathway. The transcript is spliced from 17 exons. The coding region runs from base 919 to 3891 and encodes 990 amino acids. Gene Ontology annotation, cellular component: dendrite; plasma membrane. The record is from RefSeq and is a predicted model, not a curated record.
CUCCCAGGUUUUCUGCGGUGAUGAAGUCCUCUGUGGCCAUCCUACUGUAGUAAGCCAGAGAGCCACAUUAGUGCGUAACUUUUAAUGUCGUCUGUGCGUCUUCUCCGAGGUUUCACCGAGAGAACUCAGCGACACCCGUGUUUUUCCCUUUUCAUCCCCAAUCUAGCCAGUUAAAACAGGCCAGACUGGACCAGACGCGUACUAUCCUCACCACACCACCUUUCUUGGAUUUUUCUCUCUCCAACCAGUCUGCAUAGUCUGAUCCAUGAAAGAAAACGCUCGGGGUGAUUGUUUGAAGAGCAUAUCUUAGGAGAUAUGGAUGAAGGAACUGACUGAUCCCGAGGAAGAAAAAAAAAAAACGUCUUGCAUGUUUAUUUCUGCAAACUACCAGAAUGCAGUGAAGCGCCCUGGUUGCAGAUUCAGCCUGCUUGGUCAUCGAGCUGGGGAGAAUUUUGGGAGAAGUCGUCUGGAGCACAAAGAGCGUGUUAAACCCGAGGAUACAACAAGUUUCGAGCAUGCAUUUCCUGUGCUGAUGAAGGACUUGGAUAGCGGAGGUGUUGCAGCCCUGUAAUUUGUGGAAAAACUAUCAUUCUCCCCUAAGACCUCCCCAAGACACAAAGUUGGACAAUCUUGAGAAGUUGCCAGUCUGUUUUUAACUGUUAUUGCUCAAGUUGUUGCAUGCGGGGAGUUGGACGCAGCUCAUUGUCAUAGUCGGCGAUUUAAAGAUUGUUAGAUACAUUUUUACAAACAUUCACUGAGUGUUUUGCUACUUUAGUGUUUUGACCACGUCUCUGUUUCUGAGCUGAUCUUAAAUGCGGACUGGGCUGCGGCCAGUGGGUGCACAGCCGAGCUGCCCGUGCAACUUACUUUUGAAUUCUGCCCAAACAGCCGCUUCAUUUGCCUUUUUAUAUCAUUAUAAUGCGUGACAUUAUGGAGUUGACAUACAAGAGUGUUAUUGUCCUGCUGGGGUGCAUCCUCCUGGAGUGGACUCCUCUGGCUUCAGCAGAAGAAGAGGUUCUGAUGAACACCAAGACAGAGACUUCGGAUCUGAAAUGGACCAUCUACCCCCGUGCCAAGCCUGAGUGGGAGGAAGUGAGCGGUCUAGAUGAAGAGACCAACAGCGUGAGGACCUAUCAGAUCUGCCAGGCAGACAGCUCAUCCAGCCAUUGGCUGCGCAGUGGCUUCAUCCAGCGGCGAGGAGCAUCUCAGGUAUACGUGGAGCUGCGCUUCACCAUGAUGGAGUGUUCUUCAAGGACGACCCACCACCGCAGCUGCAAGGAGACGUUCAACCUCUACUAUUACCAGGCAGAUUCAAAUGAAGCCACAGCCACUUACCCACCCUGGAUGGAGAACCCGUACACAAAGGUGGACACAGUGGCUGCAGACUUUCUGCUGAGGAAGGGCGGGGAGCGGAAGUUCAACGUGAAGACAUUGCGACUCGGCCCCCUGUCCAAGAGAGGCUUCUACUUGGCAUUUCAAGCUCAGGGCGCCUGCAUGGCCCUGCUGUCCGUCAGGGUCUUCUUCAAGAAGUGUCCCACCCUGGUCAGCGCGCUCUCCUCCUUCCCCGAGACGAUCCCCCGCACCCUGGUGCAAGAGGCACAGGGUGUGUGUGUGGAGCAUGCCACUCAGCAGGGGCUGCGACCUCGCCCGCCAAAGCUCUUCUGCGGGGAAGACGGCCAGUGGGUGGGCCAGCCGACGACCUCCUGCGCCUGCCUACCAGGGUUUGAGCCCGCUGAGGGACACACACGGUGCACGGCCUGUCUUGUGGGUCAGUUCAAGUCAGGUACAGAGGGACAGUGCACCGGCUGUCCCGGAUUCAGCUAUGCCACUGUCACAGGAUCGUCUGUGUGUGCGUGUCGUGCGGGAUACCUGCGUGCAGAAUCAGACUCUCCUGACACCCCCUGCACCAGGCCACCCUCUGCCCCACGCAGCAUCGUCUCCAAGAUCAAUGAAACCACACUCGCGCUGGAGUGGAACGGGCCGCUAGACAACGGCGGCAGAACAGACCUGAGCUACGCGGUCAAGUGUUCCCUGUGCGGGUCGCCCAAGGGGCCGUGCCUGCCCUGCGGAGACAGCGUCAGCUACCGACCCAUGCAGCAUGGCCUGCUGGGCCGCAGGGUGGAGGUCUGGGGUCUGCUGCCUCACACCACAUACACCUUCUCUAUCCAGGCGCUCAACGGAGUGUCCCAGCUCAGCGGCAAGAGUCCAGCCAGCGAGAGUGUCAACAUCACCACAAACCAUGAUGUGCCAGCACUCGUGUCGGUGAUUCGGAAGAGCGUGUCGACGGAGAGCAGUCUGACUCUCCACUGGUCGGUCCCGGCCCAGCCUCACUACACCAUCCUGCAGUACCAGCUGCGCUACUGUGAGAAGGAGCGCCGGAGUGAGGAGCAGUGCCACUACAGAGAGAGUGACAGAAACCAGGUAGUGCUGAGUGACCUUCGCAGGGCCACCCAGUAUGAGGUGCAGGUCCGGGCGCGCACCAUGGCGGGCUACGGCAGCUUCAGCCCUGCUGCCAUCUUCCGCACCCUGCCUGACGGCCAUGACUCUCCCUCCCAGCUCUUAGUCACCGGUAUCCUUAUCGCCGUGGGGAUGUUACUGCUCGUCGCUUUCAUCUGCGUGGCCGUCUUCUGCAUACGCAGACACAGCAGACUAAAGGAUCCAGAACUGAGUGACAAAAACAGCCAGUACCUCGUCGGCCAAGGGGUCAAGGUUUAUAUCGACCCUUUCACCUACGAGGACCCUAAUGAGGCAGUGCGAGAGUUUGCCAAGGAAAUCGAUGUUUCUUUUGUCAAGAUUGAGGAGGUUAUCGGUGCCGGAGAAUUUGGGGAGGUAUGCAGAGGAAGGCUGAAGAUCCCAGGGAAGAAAGAAAACUAUGUGGCCAUAAAGACGCUGAAGGGCGGCUACACCGACAAACAGAGACGGGACUUCCUGUCGGAGGCGUCCAUCAUGGGCCAGUUCCAGCACCCGAACAUCAUUCACCUGGAAGGCAUCAUCACAGCCAGCUGUCCCGUCAUGAUCCUCACAGAGUUUAUGGAGAACGGAGCACUGGAUUCCUUCCUGCGGCUUAAUGAUAGCCAGUUCACCCCCAUCCAGCUGGUGGGAAUGCUGCGCGGCAUUGCCUCUGGCAUGAAGUACCUGGCAGAAAUGAGCUACGUCCAUCGAGACCUUGCCGCCCGAAACAUCCUGAUCAACAGCAACCUGGUGUGCAAGGUGUCCGACUUCGGCUUGUCCCGCUUCCUGCAGGAGAACUCCUCCGACCCAACCUAUACCAGCUCUCUGGGAGGUAAGAUCCCAAUCCGCUGGACGGCGCCAGAGGCGAUAGCCUUCAGAAAGUUCACCUCGGCCUCAGAUGUGUGGAGCUAUGGCAUCGUCAUGUGGGAGGUCAUGUCCUUUGGAGAGAGGCCAUACUGGGACAUGAGCAACCAGGAUGUAAUUAAUGCCAUAGAGCAGGAUUACCGGCUGCCCCCACCACCCGACUGCCCCACCCACCUCCACCAGCUGAUGCUGGACUGCUGGCAGAAGGAGCGUUCGGCACGGCCUCGCUUCUCUGAGAUCGUCAGUGCUCUGGACAAGCUGAUCCGCAACCCGGCGUCACUGAAAAUAGUGGCCCAAGAAGGAGCAGGGCCAUCCUACCCCCUGCUGGACCAGCGUGCCACCCCAAGCCUCUCAUCGUGCGCCUCAGUGGGGGAAUGGCUGCGGGCCAUCAAGAUGGAGCGCUACGAAGAUAGCUUCCUCCAGGCUGGCUUCACCUCAGUAGACCAGCUGGCCCAGAUCACCACAGAGGACCUGCUGCACAUGGGAGUGACCUUGGCCGGGCACCAGAGGAAGAUCCUUUCCAGCGUCCAGACUCUGAGCGUUAAGAACAAGAUUGCUGCAUCUGUGCCCUUUUAAUCAAUUGUGUAGCUCUCCUGGCUCCCCAACCCCAACAUGAACACCAGCGUAGAGGUGUAGCUGUGGACUGAGAGCACUCUCAAUCCUCUUCCGGGCACCAGUGAGCCACUUUAAAUAUGGACUCCAUGAAGGAUUGACCAAAUCACCAUAGAACAAAGCAUUUCAUUGAUUAUAGAUGGCUUUCCCAUUCGCAUGAGAGGGUUAUCCAAUGAUUGGCCUGUCCGCACUACCCAGACGAACAAUGGAUCAACAUCAGUGCCAAUCCAGAGGUUAUUGUUUCUGUAAUAUUGUGUAAUAAUGAAAAUCAGAGACUAGCUGUUGGCUGGUAAUGUUGUCCCAAUAAAACAACACCUUUCACCAAAGGAGACACAGCGCAUUGCCAAUCCAGUGACUGCAGAUUGCAUAAUGUGGUGUAAUUAUGAGUGAGGACUAUUUUCACCUUAGGUGUCUUGCAUUAAUCCAUUUGGAUUACAUUACUAUGAGGACACCUUUCUCAGAGGACUGGAAAUCUAAACGUUCUUUGUUGGAUUUUCCUUAUGUUUUCAUUUGUUUUCAGAGUUACCUCUUCUUUACUCAGGUGUGAUGUGUAAUACAGACUUUGGAGAGCGCUGUACUCGUCCUAAUCAGUCUUCUUUCAUCUUCCUCAGUCUGGCUCUCCCUUCACCAGCUCAGCAGUGUGUGAACAGAGAGAAAUGGAGACAUAUCAGCACUUUUGUUGUUUUCGCAGAGAAUUGAAUUGUAGUCUUCGGUAACUUCCUGUGUUUCUCUUGGAGUGUGGUGGGUCAUUUCCACUGCCUGUGUUUCUGCUGGCAGCUCAUUUCCACAAUACUCAGACUGAACAAGGACCAAGUGGACGCAGAGACCAGACAACACUGUAGACUUUGUCGUCUUCACAGACUUUUACCAAGGAAGCUAUCUGGCCUCAAAUUUGUUUUGCUGUUGUUUUUGUCAGUUUCAUAAUUGCUAUGUUUUUUUUCUCAUUAUUUUUCACGAUCAUGUGCCAUUCAAUCAUAUUUGUUGAUUUAAAUGCCUAUUUUAUAAUGCAUAAAACCCUUUUGGGUAGAUCGGUUUUAUCUCAUUUAAAAUGUACCUUCAAGGGAUACUUUGACAUUUUGAAUUUUAGUUUAUUAUUUUUCUUAAUCUGAUGGUGGUUGUGUAGCUGGCAAAAUGUAUCUGCAUUUGCCCUGGAGCUAGACUAAAAUGGUUUAUUAACACUCGUAAUAUUUAUUAUGGAAAACAAUGUAGACCUGCAAGCUAAUAAGCUAAUUUUACAGCUGGUGGUAUCCAUUGGUUUCAGUGUGGAUGCUGACAGCACGAGAGCAGCCAGUAUAGAAAAUGGCCCCUUCCAUUGUUAGGUGUUUGCUGAAGAAAAAUAGCAAAUUACAGUUCAAAAUAUUGACGUAUUCCUGAAUGAUUCUGACCAAUUGUGCAUCUCUUCAAGGAUAAUACCGGCCUUUUUGACAAAACAGCUUGAAACCUUGCCAAAAAAAAAAACAAAAAAACUUUAUGUUCAAUACAAAUUCCAUGCAGAGUAUUUUUUUUUUUUUUUUUUUUUUUUUAAGAAUGGUUUUUGACAUUGUGCCAUAAUACAGCCUCUGAGGGAAGACUUUUGUAUUCUUGACAUUUCACAUACACUGGAAGCCCACGGCCAAGGUGAGCCAGCACAAAAUGACUGCCAAACAUUUCAGUGAUGGUAAAAAAAACAAAAAAGGAAAAAAAAAGAUGAUUAAGCUAAAGCAACACAAAAACGUCAAGUCAAAAAACACUGGUAUUGUCAUUCAAGA